Spodoptera frugiperda (fall armyworm) is the source of this 1546-nucleotide messenger RNA. RefSeq lists its product as uncharacterized. The record is from RefSeq and is a predicted model, not a curated record. The coding region runs from base 100 to 810 and encodes 236 amino acids. Gene Ontology annotation, molecular function: N-acetyltransferase activity. The transcript is spliced from 5 exons. NCBI's taxonomy places the organism in Eukaryota, Metazoa, Arthropoda, Insecta, Lepidoptera, Noctuidae.
GGCAUUAUAUCGCGGCAUCUUGGGGGGUAAACAUCCCUUGCCGGUUCUCUAUAUUGCUAAGUUAAUACUUAGUAACUUUGUAAGCUGAUUAAGUUAAAGAUGGUGUUCACAAGACCUUCAGACAUUCCUUUCCCCACGAUAUGGCGUCGAUUCUCAUCUAACAAGGGUCCUCUGAGGAUCCAGGACCUGACGGACGAUCUGUUUGAUGAGGCAGUGGAUCUCCUGACUCGGUACUUCAUGAGGGAUGAGCCUCCUUGCAAGUAUAUUGGUAUCCAAAACUAUCCUUCAGCUAUGAAAGAGCUGCAGAAGCUGUGGAGGUCUCCUCUCAAGGAGCACCUGUCCCUGGUCUGUGUGGAGGAUAAUGAUGACCAGCCUCCGAAGGUCGUUGGAGUCAACAUCCUCACUGUCGUCUGCAAGGAGGAUAAGGAAGAGCCUUUCCAUACGGACGACAAAAUCUGGGCUCAACUCUUCGGCGCAGUGGACCUGGUGACGAGGUCGGUGGAUGUGUUCGAGCGGUACGGGGUGGACAAGUAUCUGACUGCGUACGGCCUGGUGGUGGACCCCAGCUGGAGAGGCUGCGGGGUUGGGAAGGAACUGCUGUUGGCUAGGAUUCCACUAUGCAAGGCUCUCAACAUCAAGGUAACAGCGACUGUCUUCACAGCGGGCGCGUCGCAAGCGGUCGCAAAGAAAGCAGGAUUUGUCGAUCUAUUCGAAAUAACGUAUGAAGAAUUGGCCAAAAAAGGUUUUGUGUUCCCGGGCGUAGAGAAAGAUACGAAGUCCUCAAAAUUAAUGGCCUUGGCCAUUGAAUAAAGUUUUUAAAACAAUAUUCGGUGUUGCUAUUUGUAGUGAAGUUUAAUUUAGCCCAUUUAUGGGGAAAUGUUUAAUGUAGUAAAAGCAAUAAUGACGUGUAUUCUAUGCAAUGAUCUCAUUAUAAUUAUCGUAGGAUUUUUAUUCCAUAUAUUUGUUUAAAAACCUCAAAAAUUAAAUACUACUUAUAAAUAAUUAUAUUAUAUAAAAAUAGGAGUCGCCCAGUAGCAGGAGCAUGGUCUAAUCUACCGGUGUUUAGGGCUACAAAGACAGAUACCUCAUCACAAUGCGUGCCGCGUCCAGGAGAACUGCCUUCUGUAACAGGCCCUAUUUUCUUCUCCUUUAAUAAUAUCUUCUGAUUUAUUUUGUUCCGGGUUCCAAGACAGUCAUUCAUCUCUUUGACCCGCCGGACUUCAGUGUUCCGGUGUUUUCAUGGUUGUAUCUACUUUAGAUCCUGGUGCACAGUUGCAGCGGUAUGGGAGGUUGCGUAUCAGGCCCUUGAUCCAUCCACCUAACGCCAGCCUCCUAGGUAGAAAUGUUACGCUUAUAGAUACCAAAGAAAUGUAUCUUCUAGUUCCCUAUUAUUCUAGUCAUUAGUUUUAAGAAUUUAUAUUGCUAUUAUAAUUUAUAAAAUAAUAUUUAAAAUGUACUUCGGGUAAAAAUAUAAUAUAUACGCUUAUUUAAACUGUAAAAAAUAUAUUAAUGUGAUAUUGGAAUAUUAUAUAACCAAGCAAAUUAA